Rhododendron vialii is the source of this 1947-nucleotide messenger RNA. RefSeq names its product F-box/kelch-repeat protein At3g27150. Lineage: Eukaryota; Viridiplantae; Streptophyta; Magnoliopsida; Ericales; Ericaceae. Gene Ontology annotation, cellular component: cytosol. Gene Ontology annotation, molecular function: protein binding. The record is from RefSeq and is a predicted model, not a curated record. The coding region runs from base 527 to 1789 and encodes 420 amino acids. The transcript has 2 exons.
UGUGUUUUUUUUCUCCAAGAAUACGUAUGUACUGAGGAUAAUGAAAUCGAACUCGAUCUUCUUCUUUCUUUUUCGAAACACACUCCUCCAAUUUUUUAACUUGUGUAUAUACGGAAGAGCCUCUCUCUCUCUCUCUCUCUGUCUCUCACACACACACGCACACACAGAGCACCUUUCUGGAAAUCGACGAUGCUGAUGCUAGUGCCAUUGUUGGGUUUGAUAUUCCUGGAGUAUUAUAUUACUCAGACCUACUCGCCCACUAAAUUAUGCGUGAAUCCCCACCAAACGGGGGUUAUAAAGAACCUUUUUGAAUACAAUAUUAUUCUCCUCAUUCCCACCACCUCUCUCUCUUCCCGGCCUCGCCUUCCCCUCUAUAUCUCACCAUCUCUAUUCUGUCUUUAUCUCUCUUGGGAAAAAAAUGUUAUGGGUAUCCACUUCCUGCACCCAGCUGAUUAAACCCUAAUUCUUGACUUUCGUCAAUUCCCUUUUUCUUGUGACCGACCUUGACUUAUCUGAGGUCUCAUUGAUGGUCAAGGGAAAAGAGAGAGAAAAUAGGGAAGAAAGCGAGGGUUUCAACAGGUGUUUCUGCUGUAUGAGCAAAAAUGGUGGUCUUGGUAGGGAUUUGCCACCAGAAAAGGUGAAGAUUUCCAAAACUAAAAGCAGAUCAGACCAGAACUGGCUUGGACUUUCUUCCGUUAGUAGCUGGGUUUAUGGUCCAUCAAGUAUGGAACCUCAGGAUGCAGAUUACACAGAUAUUCCAUCGCUUAAUUAUGAACUAGAGACCCUUAUCUUUGCUCGAAUGCCCCAGUCAGAGCACUGGAAACUAUGCAUUUUGAACAAGAGGUAUUUAUCUCUUUUGAAGAGUGGAGAGCUAUUUAGGAUUAGGAGAGAGAUCGGAAUCAAGGAACCAUCUGUUUUCAUGGGAACCAUAGGGGAGAACAGUUGGUGGGAAUUCGAUGGCGAAUUCAAGACUAAGAGAAAACUGCCGAUUUUCCAAACAGAUAUUUCUUUCUUUUGUGGAGAUAAAGAGUCCUUUUCUGCAGGAACCCAUCUGCUUGUUUCUGGCAAAGAACUCAAUGGUCUUGUCAUUUGGAGAUAUGAACUGGCUAUGAACAGAUGGCACAAGGGUCCUUCUAUGAUUAGCCCACGGUGCUUGUUUGCCUCUGCCACGUGUGGCACCUUUGCAUUUGUAGCCGGUGGAGUUGGAAAGGAGCCGAAUGGUGAAGUGUUUGAUACUGCUGAGAAAUAUAAUCCGGAGAGUAUUUCAUGGGACCCCCUCCCGAGGAUGAAGAAGAGGAGGAAAUUUUGCUCUGGGUGCUACAUGGACAAUAAGUUCUACGUGAUUGGAGGGAGAAACGAGGACGGUGAGCUCACGUGUGGGGAAUUUUUCGAUGAGGUUAGAAACAGAUGGGUACUGAUUCCCAACAUGUUGAAAGAUAAUCCAGUUCUGAGUAGCCAUUCGCCUCCUCUUGUUGCAGUUGUGAAUAACGAGCUUUACUCUCUUGAAGCCUCUUCCAAUCAGCUGAAGGUGUAUUUGAAGAGCAGUAAUACUUGGAAGCAGUUGGGUUUAGUUCCGGUGAGAGCUGAUUUCAAUAGAGGUUGGGGUAUUGCAUUUAAGUCUUUGGGGAAUGAGUUGCUUGUGAUAGGCUCAUCUUCUGUCUCUAGAGCUGGGAAUUCUAAGGCUAUCUACACCUGCUGCCCUGAUCCUGAUGCCAAUGAAUUGGAAUGGAAACUUGCUAACAGAAACAUAAGUCAGUUCAUUCUCAAUUGUGCUGUCAUGGUAGCUUAGAGGCAGAACUCUUGUUUCGAUAUCGAGUUGCGUGAUUAGGUACCUAAAUAACGGGUAGUUUGAUGGUGUAGUGUUGGUGUACCCGAAUCGUGUGAUUGCAUUUGAACGUUUUGAUUGUCCCUGUUUUAUGAACAAUUGGCUGUAUUUAUUUUGGGUUU